Messenger RNA from Monosiga brevicollis MX1, 1736 nucleotides. RefSeq lists its product as uncharacterized. The record is from RefSeq and is a predicted model, not a curated record. Bases 1 to 1596 code for a protein of 531 amino acids. The transcript is spliced from 14 exons. NCBI's taxonomy places the organism in Eukaryota, Choanoflagellata, Craspedida, Salpingoecidae.
AUGGAGCACGGCAUGCCAUCAGAAAAAGUCAUUUGCCAUUACUCUCACCACUUGGAUCAGAGAGACAACUCGUCGGCAGCAGUUGACAAACGAGGACGCGGGGCCGUGGCAGCGGUAGUGGCAGCGGGGCAGUGGGGAAGGCAAAAGAUGAUAUGCGGUGAUAGGGACAGGGUUGAUAGUGAAGAGCUACGACAACAGACCACAGGGGGCACCAGCCAUCCCAGCCGAGUAUCAAGUUGUCGUCUCUUGAGCGGCAUGGCGCUCUCUUGGUUGUGCCGCGAGCCUCUCAAGGCCACAGCACCCAUUAAUUUCGGCAGCGGUCCGCUUUCCCUGGCCGCCACCAAUGCCCAGAGCCGUGACUUGCUCAGGAAUUUAACCCAGGAUCGGGGCGAGCUCCUUGAGCUCAUGAAUCAUUUUCGUAACGGCCCCGAUGAGGUACGCACGGCCUACAAAAAGUACCUGGCCAAUGUGUUAGGCUUCAAGCGCGCGGUUGAGCCACAGCAAACAGCUGCACCAGAGGGGGGCGUGGGUGAAAGCACCGGAUCUGUGCCCAGUGAACAUGCACAUCGACUUCUCUCUCGCGCAAUUCUUUUCAAGUGGAGCGACAAUGUUUCGGGACAGGUGGAGGCCAACACGCACGUGGACUUUGAAAUCGACCAAGUGACGCUCAACUACGCCAUCUGGUUGACCAAGCAUGCUGCCUGGAUCAUCGACUACGCCGACACCUCAGUCGAAGGGAACGAUGCCGCCAAGGAUAUCUUCAACAGUCUCAAGGAAGCCGCUGGCGUCUUUCAGUACUUUUUACAGCGCACCCGCUCAGAGAUUGCCUACAAUCCCAACACGGAUUUUGAUGAGCGAAUGCUGGACGUGCGCUUGCAACAAGCCAUCGCAGAAGCACAGGAAGUCACGUUGGACCGUGGUCGUCAGUUGGGGCACAAGCCUGGCCUCUUGUCUUCGAUCGCUCGAGAUUUGUCGGAAAAGUUUCAAAAUGCCGCUGAUGCGCUGACCAGCAUGGACAACAUCGUUGCCAAGCGCCUGCGCGCGUAUUGCAACUUCAAGGCCGCCUUUUAUCGCGCUUAUAUGUAUUGCUAUGCUGGUUUGGCCUAUUUUCAAGAGGAGAAAUGUGGUGAUGCUCUCGGUUGCUAUCAAGGCGCCGCCGCAGCCAUCGAGGAGGCCAAGACCCAUGCCAAGGCCUUUUCCAGAGCAGCCACAGCCUUUGGCAGCAGCGUACACUCUGCACAAGUUAUGGAGCCCUCACGUCACGUCAUCUUCACCACACUCGAGAGGACGCUCAAGGAGGCUCAUGACAAAGCCCAUCGUGAAAAUGGCUUCAUCUACUUUCACAAAGUACCGGCUGCUCCUCCCACAACCCCAGAUGCCAAAUGCUUGACCGAGCCUACGGCAUUGGAGCUGCCCGUACCACUUGAAACUUGGCAGGCCACCACGUGGGAUGCCACAAAGGUUCCUUACACAGCCGUCGAGACGGGGGCUUCAAGUACCGCGAAAAAAGGCAACGAAGAUGUCAAGUUUUCACCGUUUGAUCCGGAGAAGGACCGCCGGGCAACGCGGGAUCAAGGUCGUUGUACCAUCUCCUAGCUUGAGCAAAAAGCGCACCCGUGUGUCGCCUGAAGCGAGCGCCUUCCUUUUUUUUUGGUUGGCUAGAAGCUUCUUCUCUCUGUGUGUACACAUGUCCAGAUUUAUGGGCUAUACCGCACACAAUCCACAUGAAAAUGACA